AUGGCGAAGAAGGAGGCUUCAAUAUUGAUGCAAAAAUAUGAGCUCGGCCGCAUGCUUGGAAAAGGCACAUUUGCUAAGGUUUACCAUGCAAGAAACCUUAAAUCUAAGGAGAAUAUAGCCGUUAAGAUUAUCGACAAGCAGAAGGUUUUGCAGAUCGGAUUGAUAGACCAAAUCAAACGAGAAAUCUCUGUCAUGGGCCUUGUCAGGCACCCCAAUGUUGUCCAGCUCUAUGAAGUCAUGGCAAGCAAAUCCAAGAUUUAUUUCGCCAUGGAAUACGUGAAAGGUGGAGAGCUUUUCAACAAGGUUGCCAAAGGGAAGCUCAAGGAAGACUUGGCGCGCAAGUAUUUCCAGCAACUCAUCGGGGCUAUUGAUUUCUGCCAUAGCCGAGGGGUGUAUCACCGAGACAUAAAGCCGGAGAAUCUCCUCCUUGACGAGAAUGGUGACCUCAAGGUUUCUGAUUUUGGGUUGAGCGCUUUGUGGGAUUCGAGGCGGCAAGAUGGGCUUCUCCACACGACAUGUGGCACUCCUGCCUACGUGGCGCCAGAGGUUCUUAACAGGAAAGGCUAUGAUGGAGCUAAGGCUGAUAUUUGGUCAUGUGGUGUUGUUUUGUUUGUUUUGUUGGCUGGUUUUCUUCCUUUCCAAGAAACCAAUCUCGUGGAAAUGUAUAGGAAGAUUAGCAAAGGAGAAUUUAGGUGCCCCCAUUGGUUUCCUCAAGAUGUCCGGAAGCUUCUUUCAAGAAUUCUUGAUCCCAAUCCGAGCACAAGAAUAGACGUUUCCAAGCUCCAAGAGAAUACUUGGUUCAAGAAGGGAUUCAAAAAGAUUGAAGCGUUACAACUGCCUCCGAAAGUCUCCGUCAUCGACGACGUUCAGGAUGCGUUUUUGCCCUCGGGAACUAGCCCCAUGAAACUGACUUGCUUCAAUGCAUUCGAUAUUAUCUCUCUUUCAUCGGGAUUCGAUCUAUCCGGUUUGUUUGAGAAGGAUGUAAGUCAAAGACUGCAGGCACGAUUUACUACGACAAAACCGGCCUCAAUGAUCGUGUCGAAAUUGGAAGAAAUAGCGGAGGUGGAGAGGUUUAAGGUGAUGAAGGAAGGAGGAAAAGUUACAUUACAGGGAAGCAAAGAAGGGAGAAAAGGGCAGCUUGCAAUUGAUGCUGAAAUAUUUGAAGUUACACCUUCGUUUUAUGUUGUGGAGGUGAAGAAAGCAGCGGGGGAUACAUUUGAGUAUAGACAUUUCUAUAACGAGGACUUGAAGCCCUCUCUCAAGGAUAUUGUAUGGACUUGGGAAGGAAGUGAGCAACAACAGCAGCAGCCACAAUCUUCAUAG
Messenger RNA from Corylus avellana, 1323 nucleotides. It is a transcript of the gene CIPK20, whose product is annotated as CBL-interacting protein kinase 20. Gene Ontology annotation, biological process: signal transduction; protein phosphorylation. Lineage: Eukaryota; Viridiplantae; Streptophyta; Magnoliopsida; Fagales; Betulaceae. Gene Ontology annotation, molecular function: ATP binding; protein serine/threonine kinase activity. The record is from RefSeq and is a predicted model, not a curated record.